AUGUCUUACGGCCCUCCGCAAGGUCAACCUCCGUGGGGAGGAGGUCACCCUCCCCAAGGCCAGGGAUAUGGCUCACCUUACCCUCCACAAGGCCCGCCACAACAUGGCGGCUAUCCGCCCGCGCAAGGAGGAUAUCCUCCUCACCAAGGCGGCUACGGUGCCCCUCCUCAACAAUUCGGCGGCCCUCCACCUCCCGGUGGUUAUGGCCCUCCCCCAGGACCUCCUCCGGGUCAGCAGCACAUGGGCGGUCCUCCGCCACAGCACGGCGGCUAUCCUCCUCCGGCCGGCGGAUUUCCACCCCAACAGUACGGACCACCUCCCAUGCCUUCACCGGGCUAUGACCCUCGAGCGCAAGCGCACGGCGACGCCUCCGCAGACGCAGAUGCGCUCCGAGCGGCGAUGAAAGGGUUCGGCACGGAUGAAAAGGCAUUGAUUCGAAUCCUCGCGAAACCCGAUCCGCUACAGAUGGCACUGUUAAGAAACACAUACAACCAGCGGCAUCGGCGCGAUCUAGAAAAAGACAUCAAAUCCGAAACGUCAAAAUACUUCCGCGACGGGCUUGUGGCGCUGGUGCGAGGGCCUCUUAUGAGUGAUGUCCACGACGUCCACGACGCGAUUAAAGGGUUGGGAACGAAAGAGUCGACGCUCAACGACGUUCUUCUCGGCCGCUCAAACGCCGACAUGCGCGCCAUCAAACAGGCGUAUCACCAGACAUUCCACCGUACCCUCGAGGCGGACGUCAAGGGCGACUUGUCGCUCAAGACAGAACAGCUGUUCAGCAUGGUCAUGGCUGCGACGAGGAACGAGGAGUCCGCGCCCGUCAUCCCCACCGACCUCGACCGCGACUGUGCGGAUCUGCAUCGCGCCAUGGACGCCCGCAUCGGCACCGACCAGAUCACCGUGUGCAGCAUCCUGGCCAACCGGAGCGACGGGCAGAUCCGCGCCAUCAACCACCACUGGCAGCAGAAAUACCACAGCAGUCUGGAGAAAGUCAUCGAAUCCGAGUUCUCGGGCCACAUGAAGGACGCGCUGCUCUUGAUGGUCCGCCGCGCUUCGGACCGGAUCAUGUCCGACGCCGUGCAGUUGGAGGAUGCCAUGGCCGGGUUCGGCACCAAGGAUACCUUGCUCGUGCAGCGCGUGGUGCGCGUUCAUUGGGACAGGGCCCAUCUAGACCAGGUCAAGCGUGCAUACACGCACCGGUUCAAGAAGGACUUGAUCCAGCGCGUCAAGGGGGAGAUUCAUACGGAUAAGUACUACGAGGCAUUGAUGGUCGCUUGCUUGUCUUGA
Molecule: messenger RNA, 1287 nt
Organism: Capronia coronata CBS 617.96
Lineage: Eukaryota; Fungi; Ascomycota; Eurotiomycetes; Chaetothyriales; Herpotrichiellaceae
Exons: 1
Coding region: 1-1287 (428 amino acids)
Cellular component (GO): cytoplasm
Molecular function (GO): calcium-dependent phospholipid binding; calcium ion binding
Source: RefSeq, a predicted model, not a curated record